This is a messenger RNA of Branchiostoma belcheri (Belcher's lancelet), 5177 nucleotides long. RefSeq lists its product as uncharacterized. Gene Ontology annotation, biological process: proteolysis; apoptotic process. NCBI's taxonomy places the organism in Eukaryota, Metazoa, Chordata, Leptocardii, Amphioxiformes, Branchiostomatidae. The record is from RefSeq and is a predicted model, not a curated record. Gene Ontology annotation, cellular component: cytoplasm.
GCAGGAAAAGCACAAAAAACGACAAGGAAGCGGACGUUGCAAACACAGCAAGAGAAACCGCUAAAGGAGACACCGAAACUGAAAAAGGAAGAUGAGAAAGAAGGGAGAGAAGAAGUUGUUGCCACGACUACAUCACGACAAACACAAGACAUUCCGGGUGACGUCAUAACAAAAGCUCAACAGCCACUACAGAGUGACGUGACGAUUCAACAGCAAACACAAGACAUUCCGGAUGAUGUCAAAAUAAAAGCUAAACAUCGACGUCAGAGUGACGUGACGAUUCAACAGCAAACACAAGACAUUCCGGAUGACGUCAUAGCAAAAGCCAAGGAGCGACUCCAAAGUGGCGUGACCGAGGAGCAGCUUGGAACAGCCGAGCACCCGCGUCUCUCCCUCUGGGACUUCGGCGGCCAGGCCACGUACUACGGCUCGCACCAGUGCUUCUUCACGUACCGCGGGAUUUACAUCCUGGUCAUGUCACUGCUGCAGAAGCUGUCCGACCCUGUUCCUGAUUUGGACUACAAAGCUUCAGCGGACAACCUCGUAACUGGAAGAGACUACUUAGACCACUGGCUGAACUCAAUCCGCACACACACCCUGGUGCACGGGCGGGAGCAGACAGGAGAGCCGCCUGUCGUCUUGGUCCUCACGCACAAGGGUAGGGUCAGCGAGUCUGACAUUGAGGAGUACAAGAAAGACAUACUUGACCAUAUAAGCGGCAAGGCUGCUGGUAAACACGUCUUGCCAAAGAUAUUUGUCAUCGACAACUUCGACAAGGACAACAGCGACAUUGACGAGCUCCGAGAAUACCUCCGUGAGGUGGCGAAGGGUCUGUGGUUCAUGGGCGAGAAGGUGCCGAUCAAUUGGCUUCAUCUGAAGUCCAAACUGAUGGACAAGAGGAGAGAUGACGUCCCAUUCUGCCGGUUCCAAGAUGUCGUGGAUCUGGCCCGGAGUGAUGACGUGGGCAUCACGGACGACAGCCGUGUUGCCGACAUUUUGACCUUCCUACACGACCUUGGUGACAUCAUCUUCAUCAACGAACCCGUUCUACAUGAUCACGUGGCCCUUCGACCCCAGGUGAUGAUUGACGUCUUCAAGACCAUCAUCACCGUCCCGGAGUACCAACAGGACAGGAGCACGGAUGGGGAAGUUGCCGAGAUGUGGAGUAGGCUGGAGACCGAAGGCAUCCUCAGUGACAGGCUGUUGACAAUCAUCUGGACCAAAGCAGAUCAGAAGAUGCAGAAACCCUUCUUCCUGCGGCACAAGUCCUUCCUGAAGCGACUGAUGGAAAAGUACUACCUCCUCUGCAACGCCACGCCGAUCGGUGGGUUUGGUGACACAGCGGGCAAGCCUGAGAAAGAAGAGAUCUACUUCGUACCUUCUCUCCUGUCCGCAAAGCCUGACGACAGCACCUUGUAUCCUGGGCACAUGAGGAGAGGCCGGCGUCCUCUGUAUGUCGUAUUCGACAACAUGUUCCUGCCAAGCGGCAUGUUCUACCGUCUACAGGCCAUCUGUGUGCGCAGGUUUGGUCUUGAAGAGUCCCACGUGUUCGCCGGCUGUGGCCGCUUCCCUACCGACGAUGUGAAGCAACAGUUCGUGGUAACCAAAGUGAAGCACUACCUGAAGGUGGAGCUUCUGUGGGCUGAAGACCAGACAGAGUUCACACAGGGCCUUCCCGUGAGAAAGUUCAGCAGUUGUCUCUUCGAGAUCAAGGAGAAGUGGAUCCCGUCUAUCCAGUAUGACUGGUGCUUUGGGGAAGAGUCAGGUGAAGAAACCGGAACACCAGUAUUCCAUCCACUGUCUGACAUCGAGCAAGAAACGGCAACAGGAUCCAGUCGUUUUCCAGAAGACUUCAGCGAUGUCUGGAUGGGUGGUAGCGGUGACACGAGAACGCCUUGUGCAGAGAACUCAGGUGGUUCCGGACCCGUGAUGAUAGAGCCCAAGGUGACCCCAGAUGAUAUGAAAGCAGUCCACACGAUCGGCCCUGUCCUGGACUGUAUGGAGACCUGCAGAGGGCUGAGUCUGGCGCAGUGCGAUCGCAUCAGGCACGAGCUCACAUCCGUCAGCAGGUUCAAAAAGCUAGUUGCCACCGUCGACAGGUCCGGAGACAUGUGUCGUCGCUUGCUGGGAGCGUCCGUGGAAGUUUGUCUGCCUGAGAGAGCACCCAUGUUCCCCAGGGAAGAGAGAGGGAACGAAAUUGUUCUCCUACACGUCGGAGACUACCACGACAUGCUCGUCCAGCCACUGUUGAAACAGUUAGUCCAGUCCUCCAGCAGGUACGGUGUAACGGUGUCUGAAGACUUCAUCGAACCUGGCGAUAUUAUCACAGACAAACUCUUAGGUCAUCUCCUCCAGCGGAACGUCAGGAUGAUCGUACCAAUCAUCACACCCCAGACUCUCCACAGCAGGCACUGGUCCACGCUCGGGUACGGAUUCUGCGUACAGAACAAGAACCUGAUCUUUCCGGUCUUCGCGUACCCUGAUGGAACCAGAGAGCGUUUGCUAGAGGUGCUCGGCAGGCGCUGUGCGGGGAUGUUGGAUAUGGCAUCAACAGAAGUACCAAUGACUGAAGAAAAAACGUCCAGUACCAAAAUCAGUCUUACUGCUACACAGAUCCUGAGGAAGGCGUCGUCUUCUGUUGUUCUGUACACACGCCAGAUCACAGAAGAAGGCUGCACGGUUGUAGAGGAUGGCGUCACUAUCUCCUUUCCGAAAGGAUGCGUCAAGAAGAAAAGGUUCAUGUCUUUGGAGGUUGACAUGCUGCCCAUAGAUGAAACUAUGGCAAAGAGUUUCUCGGCUGUGACACCGGUAAUGACCGUGCACCUAGACACCGAGGAAGACUUCCUAAAGCCUGUCACUGUCACCCUGCCCUGGACAUGGAAAAGCACCUGCAACCUGGGCAGAACCAUCCUGAUGAAAAGGUCCACUGAUCACUGGUCGACAUUAAGCACCGAGGUUCGAGAGACCAAGGACACGAUCACCUUCACAACGUGUCACUUCUGCAGCGUUGUCGGUGCCAAGAAAAAAGACAGUGCUGCAGAAGACUCCUCUACUGGCACUAGUACAGAACAGCAGGACGAGGCGGCCAAUCAAGAGGAAACCAAAGCUAUAGAUGUCCUUGUUACAAGGUACGGUGACGACAAAGUGCAUCUCAUUAUCAGUCCCAAUGAGGCAACGACAGACGACAAGCGCAUUCAUCUGCUGUGCAUCGAGAAGGACAAAAAAGUCACGGACUACUUCAGAGCAGAUAACUUUAAGACACCACCGCCGUUCCAACAAGAGGUCAUUAUGGACAAGAAGGAGAGAAUCCGUGCGCGAUUUGGCGAGGAAGAGGACGUCAUUGGAGACCCACGUGACAUUCCGCCGGAGCCACCUGGUAUUCAAUUCGUCUUCCCGCCGGCGAACUGCAACCGAAAAUCAGUCAGACUGAAGCUGCGAGAUCCGCAGAUAGGAAAGGGGAAGUUUGAAGGAGCAGUACAUUUCACACUACUGUCAGAAGCAGGUGAACCAGUGAGUGACCCCAUCCGUCGGAUAGAUUCAGCCCAUGUCUACCUACACUCUCUGCAAGGCAAGAAGAAAUCCGGAAAACGACAGUCCAGCCUGCCAAGCGAUAGUCCCGCGUUGGCAAAGAAAGCAAGGCGAGAUGGAGUCACCGAGGGUAGGAGUAACCAGGUUUCUGUAAGCCUGUCCUUUCCACAAGCCGCGCAGUCCGAACAAGAGGUCCCAUCUGUUCUGAUGGUUAACGAUAAGUACGAUGAAGGAGGGACAAGUCAGGUUCAGCAGAAGGAAGGCACUGUGAUCACCAUGACAAAGGCGUCCCAGAUACAACAUAAGAAAGGUGGAAAGAGGAAAGCCAAAACUCGGCAUGUUGGCGAGUCCAGCGACAGUGAACCCCCGGUAAAGCGAUCAAAGCAAGAGUCUGUUCUAUUGGUCAACGAUAAGUACGAUACGUCCCAAGGAGGUACUUCUAUCACAAACCGUCAGGUGGCACAGUUUCUGAAAUUCCAUGGUGCUACAGUUCAUGUUACAGCUUUGCAAGCAUCUGAAGAUGACAAGAGGUGUGCCACAGAGGAUGGUGUCAUUUUGCAUCUUCCUGUCAAAAAACCCAGGGACAAGAGGACGCCUUCUUUGGAAUGGUUGACUUUUGAGCACAACAAUCAUUACCCAGACAUACCACAGGAUCUGAAGUGCAUAGUGGGGCAUGUAGAUGUUACAAGUGAAGCUGCAAAGAGCAUACAAGGACAACAGGCAAAAUUGGUCCUUUUCAACCACGACAUGCCUGAAGAGACGGAGUACUACGAAGGAGCUGAGAAAGCGAUGACCGCUGGAAAGAAGAUGGAAGACAUCCUCGAGGAUACCAAGAAUGCAGAUGCCGUGUUCUCCUUGGGAAGAAGAAUCUACGACUACUUCGAGACAAAGUACAGGUCACUUGGAGAAAGCAGGCCAAAAAAACACUUCUUGUUUCUUCCAAGACCAUCCCCAGUGUUCGAGGCCAUCUCUGUCAGACCAGGAGGAGGGCAGAAAGUCGUGCUGUCUGUUGGGAGAGUGACCGAAGUGGACAAGCUGAAAGGCCGUGACGUCAUAGCACGGGCCAUGGGGGAGGUGGCAGAGAAGAUCACAAACGUCAGUUUGCGUGUUCGCGGGAUAGAUGAAGAUGACUAUGAAGCGAGCAAGAAAAUCCUGGAGGAGAACCUGCACAGUGGUAACAUCAAGCCCACACUACGGCCGUGUGGAACCCAGGAGGAUAUCGCUCAGGAAAUGAAGCAGGCCCAUCUCGUCGUGAUGCCGUCCCGCGCCGAGCCGUUCGGACUGAUCGGUCUGGAGGCCAUCGCAGCAGGCAUCCCGGUACUCAUCUCUGAUAAGUCAGGCCUGGCAGACAUGAUCAUGGACUUGAUCGAGAAGGAGAAGUGCCCUGCAGAUAUGAGGCACAGGAUUGUAGAAACCAGUGUGAGGGAGUCCGAUUUAGAUGUCGCUGCAAAAGAAUGGGCAAAGAAGAUCGUGGACACGUUGAAGCACUCUAAACAUGAAUUCGACAAAGCAGCAGAAUACAAGAAGAAGCUCUUAGAGUCUAAGUACUGGGAAGAGUCACACCAAAACCUGCUGCGGGUCUGUGGAUUGAGUGACUGACUCUAGAUCGAGUCCACUCUCCCACAUGUCAGACUCCUUGUCGCUGAUUC